This is a messenger RNA of Cheilinus undulatus (humphead wrasse), 4760 nucleotides long. It is a transcript of the gene elmod1, whose product is annotated as ELMO/CED-12 domain containing 1. Gene Ontology annotation, molecular function: GTPase activator activity. Lineage: Eukaryota; Metazoa; Chordata; Actinopteri; Labriformes; Labridae. The record is from RefSeq and is a predicted model, not a curated record. The transcript is spliced from 11 exons. Bases 297 to 1280 code for a protein of 327 amino acids.
GCCUCACAUCGUACCCUGAGGUGCAUGCAAGCAUUAUCUGAGGACACCGGGAGACAAAUGAUCUAUAAAUGGAUCCAUUGAUUAGUAUUCUGGACUGCAUUGCUGCGCUGUAGCUUUUAGACGUGCACCUCCUCAGCCUCAGUGAGUGUCAUCAUGGAGGAAGAGCAGACGACUCGAGCCGAGUGAAGAGGACAAAACGCUGCACCCCAUCUUUGUUUCGCCUGUUUUAGUACGAAACCGGUGAUCCCUGCUCUGAAAAAGCUCUGAUAAACACCUGAGGAGAGACAGAAGUCAAGAUGAAGCAUUUUCUGAGAGUGGUGUCCCAGUUCUUUGUGUUCCUUUACUGUAAAUUGCUUUGGCGGGGCCUGAAGUUCGUCGCCAGGAAGUUUACGGGCCGCUGUGAGCUGCAGCGAAUCUGCUACAAUAACAAACAUGGAGCCCGCAGGACCCUCAAGAUAGAGUCAUCCCUGAGAUACUCCAAGAAUGAGCUGCUGCAGUCUGCCCUCAGCGUCCAUCCUGAUAAAGUGGAGAAAACCAUUGACGACAUCAUGGCCUUGAAGAAGAUAAACCCUGACACCAACCCACAGCUGGGCAUCUCUCUUCAGGCCAGCCUGCUGCAGAUUGUGGGCUACAGGAGUCUGGUGGCAGAAGUGGAGAAGCUGCGCAGGGAGCCCUACGACUGUGAAAACCCUGAGAAUGAGAAAAUGUUGAUGAAGCUAUGGAAGGAGCUACGUCCUGACACUCCUCUCACCGGCCGCAUCUCUAAACAGUGGUGUGAAAUUGGUUUCCAAGGCAGCGAUCCCAAAACUGAUUUCAGAGGCAUGGGCCUGCUGGGUCUGCACAACCUACUGUAUUUUGCAGAACAUGACAAGGCUACUGCUCUGCAGAUGCUCCAUGACUCUCUGCAACCAAAGCACAAUGAGAUGAACAAGCCUGAAUGGGAACAGAAGAACCUUGACAAGGCCAUCGGCUUCUCUUUUGCCAUCGUGGGCAUCAACAUCACAGACCUGGCGUACUCUCUGCUGGUGAGUGGGGCUCUGAAGACCCACCUGUACAAUGUGGCCCCUGAGAUGCCGAGCCUGCUGCACUUCCAGCAGACCUUCUGCUACCUGAUGCAGGAGUUCCACCGUUUCUGGAUCGAGGAGGAUCCCAGCGACAUCAUGGAGUUUAACCGGGUCCGUUCCAAGUUCCACCGAAGGAUCCUGCGACAGCUGAAGAACCCAGACAUGGCCCUGUGCCCCCACUUCUCCGCCUCUGACCUCCACCUGGUCAACCUUUAAAAACCUGUGACCGCUCUCACUGACCCUCCCUCACACCCACAGAGUCUCCCUCGGGUGUCUACUAGGCUGAUAAAAAAACCCUUUACCCUCACAUCCGGGGAGACUCUGCACCUUUCUCGUGCUCAGCUAACGUCAUGUCGCGUCACUGCCAAAAGCUCACACAACCAUGACACGCACACACACACGUCCAAAUAUACACACUGCCUCUGCGCCCUCACUGCAGCGUCAGACCACCAGCAUCAGAGACGACCAUAGCGAUUGUAGCUGUGCAUGAGGAGGCCACACCACACCGCCACACUCUCAUCUUUAUGGUUGCUUUAAUGAUUCAUGACGAUUGUAUCUCAGCCGUUACACCUCAGUUAUUGUUCUCAUAGUGAACCAAAUUUACUUUCUCAGCCAAAAAUCCCUCUUAGAGUGCAGCGUAGGCAUCAUAAAGUCGAGAAUAUUUUGGAAAUUAGCUGAUCAGGCUUUUAGCCGUGAGCUUAAAAGUCUUUAAAAGAGUAUUUUGUACUAAAAUGAAGAGCUACAGAUAUAUAAUGUAAGUUUAAAUGAUUUGUCAAAGCAUGAAAAGAAAUGUCUCUGGCUCCAGUUCAAUCAAAACUGAUAAAACAAUACUGGGCCAGCUCUUUUCUUAACUAUUUCUGUAUUAGGUCAAUAAUAUAGAUUGUACUGUACUAUUAUGUCAACAUGACGUUAACACCUAAGACUUCUCCUUGCCAAAAUAUCGAAUGUGGAGAUUUUCCAAUCACAGCAGUGGUUUGUUUCUCGUAAGCUUGGAUGUAAUUGUGUAAACCUGCAAAAAAAUGUUCAUAAAAGUUCCAAAUAUUGUUUUUGUUAAGUCACAAGGUUGCAUUUGGCAGCCUAGUUCCCCUUGACUCGUUAUUUUGACAAGCCUUUUAUUUUUCCGUGCAUGUUUACAACCAGAGUCAAAAGUUGACGUUUUAUGAGCUUUUUUUUUCAGGUUUGCAGACAUUUUUUGCCUUUUAUUUAAAACCAUCACAAAGAUUUAGUUAUGAAUGUCUCACACGCUCACAUUCAUGAUUGUUUGCUUCUAUUUUAAUCCAUUGAAUGUGACACUGUGUCCACUGUUGUUUCAGCCAAAGCAAUAAUUUACAUUCAUUUCUUUCAAUGUAAUGAUUUGCACCAUGCGUGCCUGAGCAUUUGUUUCAUCUCAGAGCUGGAAUGCUAAUCAACUUGUAGCUGUUAUGUUUAGCAUUUAAUAGAGGUAAUUUACAACCCGGUUAAUUUUCAAACAGCAGUGUAAUUACUGUAAACAGUUCUGUAUCUGGCAGGCGGUGCACUGCGUUUUACAGUCUCCACAUUUGGCAAGAAAUCUGCUGGCUGUGGAAAUAGGUUUGUCCUUUACAGUAAAGCCAAAGACAUGAAGCACUUAAAGGCUCAUUCAAUAGGAAGUGGUGGAGUUUAUGGAGAAUGAAGCCUUAGUACAGUACAUUUACCUAUAAUGCUACACAGAACAGCUCCUUAAGCUUCAACAAAAAUAAAAUUUAUCAUUAAAUAUACAACUGCCCCAUCGAGAACGAAUCAGGUGAUGAAGCAGAGCUGACAGAGAGCAUUUAAAAACACUUGAAAAGGGAGGUGUUGACCGUCCAGUCAUCGCCCCAUCUGUAAAAAGCUCCAUGCUGUGAUCACCGUCUUCUCUGCAUUCAUAAAUGCCAGCUUCAGUGUCAUACUGUGUGCUGCAUACACUUUAAGCAUUUAAUUGUUAUCUUAUCCUUAAAGGCAGUAGUGCUUGGCUAAAAUAAAAACACCUCCCAUGGAAGAUUUGAUUUAAGUUCCCCUUCAGUGUCAGACAUCAUUUUUGAAAAACGAAGCCAAUGCAGAAGUGAAAAAAAAAAAACAACUGCUGUUCCUCUUGUCUACUUGAGGCUGGUUUCAAAAGCCAUUAAUCUCCAUGAGAUCCCACAUUAAAUGCCCAUUUUGACUGCAAAAACAGACUUGUUUAUGGCCUUAUCCAAAAAUAAAUUUGGCCACUAUGGCUCAUUUUUUAGUGUUUCCAUUUUGCUUAUAUUUAAGCUGAGAGUUUUGCUUUAAUUUGCAUUCCAGGUUUGUGUGACUGAGCUGACUAAUAGGUGGGCAUGGUGUAACUUGCUGUGUCUCAUUUUGGCUGUAAACCACCCCACUGUAGUCUGUGUAGAUUUCUCAGGCUGAGCUGAAAUGUACUGGUCGCCAGCCUAACAUGUUUGUUUCUAAAGCUGUGUUUCCACCAAGCUGACAUAGCUUAAGUCAUGCAAAUAAAGCUUUUAUUUUUUCAUGAUUUAUCCAGAGUUUCAGUCAGAUUGGGAUAUAUACAGCUGAGUAAAAAAAAAAACCUUCUUGUUUCUUAAAAAAAAUAUAUCCAAAUUUGAGAGCGGUGAGCUGGCCAUUUGCCAUGGCCAUAUGGCCCAAAAAAAUGGGACUAAAGCCCAUUUGCCGGUAAUCUUAAAGUCUUUCCAAGCUCAGCCUCUUUAAAUCUUUCUAGAUAUUUUUCACACAAUGGUAACUGCCAUAGUUUGGCUUCAAAAUGCCAUUUCAGGGACUAAUGGGUGACAUCAGUGAUGCUAUGUCCAUGUUUGAUACAGCCCAUGUUUACACAGCAGAAUUAACAUAUUUCACACAGUGUUUUCUAUUAUUAUUGACUUGUUUUUAUUCAGUUUUUCAAUAAUUACCUUUCCGUUGAAUUAUAGUUUGACAAAGAUUCAUAAUUGUGUGCAGCAGACCUACUUCUCUGUUGUUAAUCAUCAUGUAACCACAUAGAUUUGUGGUAAAGGAGUCCCCAUUCAAAGAGAGGGAAAAUAACAUUAUAUUCAUAUUCUGUGGAGCCUUAGUUUGAUUUUCAUCCCAGCUCUGAGUCACAUUUUUAAUUUCCACUCAAAGAUGAAUCCACAAAAGCCCAAAUAUGACACACAUGUAUCUCUUCACAGCACUUGAACAUGUGACCGCUGUAUUUAGCUUUCAUUAGCGCUCACAUUGAUGAUGUGUGAUGCUGACAGCUCUGACUAAUGUCCUCAUCACCAAACUGAAAAUGUACAAUAUGAUUUCCCUGCCAUGCUUGCACUGUUGAUUGUGUUUUUAACAGUAUUAUGAUAACUGUCCCAUUUGAAGUGAUGCUUUCUGUCAGUAUUAUGCAGCUGUUUACUUCAGUGAAUGUCACUGCUGGUUUCAUCUCCUGCUUGCAUUUUGAUUUGCUCUGCUGUGGUCAGCUUUGCACUAAUGUAAAAAUUAAAACGCUGUUUGUUUUAUGAUAGUAAAUCAGUGAUUUGUGGUGUUAGGAGUAUAAGGACCGGUGAGUCCAAUGAUACUGUAGACUAAGUUAAGUACACGCUGCUGUAAAUUCUGCUUUGAAACUGCCUCUACUAUGACACAAUCUGCAUGAAGAUAUUUUCAUUGUCACUGAAGUCACAUUCUGUGUUCUGCAGUAAAGCCUCAAGUAAACUUCUAGAUAUUGUAAAUGUGUGCUUCAUUUGUCUGUGCUGUACUUUU